Molecule: messenger RNA, 1963 nt
Organism: Zea mays
Lineage: Eukaryota; Viridiplantae; Streptophyta; Magnoliopsida; Poales; Poaceae
Exons: 4
Coding region: 80-1732 (550 amino acids)
Biological process (GO): aromatic amino acid biosynthetic process
Molecular function (GO): 3-deoxy-7-phosphoheptulonate synthase activity
Source: RefSeq, marked validated
AGGACAAACACCGCGCACGCACCGCCUUCUCCACUACUUACCCGAAUCCUAACGCUAUUCCACUGCAUUCUGCUCCGAAAUGGCCCUCGCCACCAACGCCGCCGCCGCAGCCGCCAUCUCCGGAGGGUCCGCCUCACAGCCCCGCCGCGCGUCGCCGUCGCUGCUCCUGCUCAGGCGCCGCUGCGCCGUCGGCGCCGUACACGCCGCGGAGCCGUCGAAGAACCCCGGCGUCGUCCCGGCCGCCGCGAAGGCCUCGACGCCGACGGUCGUGCCCGAGAACGACACCGUCCCGGCCCCGUCCCUUGGCCCGAACGCGUCGUUGCGCGCGAGGUGGGCGGUGGACAGCUGGAGGACGAAGAAGGCCCUGCAGCAGCCAGAAUACCCGAACCAGACAGAGCUCGAGGAGGCGGUCAACACGAUCGAGAAGUCUCCGCCGAUCGUCUUUGCCGGGGAGGCGCGUCACCUGGAGGAGCGCCUCGCCGACGCCGCCGUCGGCCGCGCAUUCCUCCUCCAGGGCGGCGACUGCGCCGAAAGUUUUAAAGAGUUCACCAGUGCUAAUAUCCGCGACACCUUCCGCGUCAUCCUGCAGAUGGCCGUCGUGCUGACGUUCGGCGGCCAAAUGCCCGUUGUCAAGGUCGGUAGGAUGGCCGGCCAAUUCGCGAAGCCGAGGUCGGACGCGUUCGAGGAGAGGGGCGGCGUGAAGCUGCCCAGCUACCGGGGCGACAUCAUCAACGGCGAGGCUUUCGACGAGAAGAGCCGCGUCCCCGACCCACAGAGGAUGCUCAAGGCGUACUACCAAUCCGCUUCCAAGCUCAACCUGCUCCGCGCCUUCGCCACCGGUGGCUACGCGGACAUCCAACGCGUGACACAGUGGAACCUUGACUUCACUAAACACAGCGAGCAGGGCGACAGGUACCGUGAAUUGGCACAUCGGGUUGAUGAUGCCCUUGGAUUCAUGGGUGCAGCUGGGCUAACAGUGGACCAGCCUUUGACGACGAUGAUCGAGUUCUGGACCUCACAUGAGUGCCUCCUCCUACCUUACGAGCAAGCCUUAACCCGGCAAGACUCCACCACCGGUCUUUUCUACGACUGCUCCGCCCACAUGCUCUGGGUCGGCGAGCGCACCCGGCAGCUUGAUGGCGCCCAUGUGGAGUUCCUGAGGGGGAUCGCCAACCCCCUUGGCAUCAAGGUGAGCGACAAGAUGGAGCCCGGCGAGCUGGUGAAGCUGAUCGACAUACUGAACCCGACGAACAAGCCCGGGAGGAUCACCGUCAUCACAAGGAUGGGGGCAGAGAACAUCAGGGUCAAGUUACCUCACCUUAUCCGCGCGGUCCGCCAGGCUGGACAGAGUGUCACCUGGAUCACUGACCCGAUGCACGGGAACACCAUCAAGACUCCUUGCGGACGAAAGACUCGGCCAUUUGACUCCAUUCUGGCCGAGGUACGGGCCUUCUUCGAUGUGCACGACCAAGAGGGAAGCCAGCCUGGAGGUGUCCACCUUGAGAUGACCGGUCAGAACGUGACCGAAUGCACGGGCGGGUCAAGCAACGUCACCUUCGACAACCUGAGAGACCGCUACCACACGCAAUGCGACCCCAGGCUGAACGCGUCCCAGUCCCUGGAGCUCGCCUUCAUACUCGCCGAGAAGCUUAGGAAGCGGAGGAUGCGGCGGUCGUCGGUGGCGUCUGGGCUCGGCGGCAGCAUCUUGCCCUUGCCGCCCUUUGGCUUUUGAUGUCUUGCACGCUGGCUGUGUGCAUGCAGGGUGCAGUGCAGGGGUGUGGUAGGAGAAUCUUACGUUGUCGUUUGCCUUGCUAUGUAGUAUGUAAUGCUUUAAUUUACUGCAUUCUACGUCGUUUUUUCCCUUCUUCUUCUAUUUGUUUCUUUUUGUACGUAGCUGCAGCUCAUAAGAGAUUGAAUAAUACUAUUGCUGCCACAUAUAUAGACGGAGUUGGCUUUGUGAAUU